Messenger RNA from Glycine soja, 2188 nucleotides. RefSeq names its product transcription factor MYB106-like. The coding region runs from base 239 to 1507 and encodes 422 amino acids. The record is from RefSeq and is a predicted model, not a curated record. NCBI's taxonomy places the organism in Eukaryota, Viridiplantae, Streptophyta, Magnoliopsida, Fabales, Fabaceae. The transcript has 3 exons.
CACACACAUCUACCUUAUAACUGUUGUUAUUUAGUUUUGUUUAUUAUCCCAUUUAUGCCGCUGACCUUUCUUCUAUGCCCAUCUCUUCAUUUAUAAUUAAGUGCAUGUCCCUCUCUCUCUUUCUCUCUCUUUAUAUCCUUCUCUCUCUCUCCAUAGUUUUCUUUCUCUUCAUAUUGUGCUAUAUAAAUAAGAGGAAAAGCUACUACAGUCUUUAGUGUUAAUUAGUUUCCACUUGCAAAUGGGACGAUCACCAUGUUGCGACAAGGUAGGUUUAAAGAAAGGACCAUGGACUCCUGAGGAAGAUCAGAAGCUCUUAGCUUAUAUUGAAGAACAUGGCCAUGGAAGCUGGCGUGCCUUGCCAGCAAAAGCUGGACUUCAGAGGUGUGGCAAGAGUUGCAGACUAAGAUGGACCAAUUAUCUCAGGCCUGACAUUAAGAGGGGAAAGUUCAGUUUGCAAGAAGAACAAACCAUCAUUCAACUCCAUGCCCUCUUAGGAAACAGGUGGUCGGCAAUAGCCACACACUUGCCAAAGAGAACGGACAAUGAGAUCAAGAACUAUUGGAAUACGCAUCUUAAGAAAAGGUUAACCAAAAUGGGAAUUGACCCUGUGACACACAAGCCUAAAAACGAUGCACUUCUCUCUAGUGACGGCCAAUCCAAAACCGCUGCAAACCUCAGCCACAUGGCUCAGUGGGAGAGUGCUCGCCUUGAAGCUGAAGCAAGACUUGUAAGAGAGUCAAAAAUACGUUCACAUUCACUUCAGCAACAAUUUGGAAGUAGUUCUUCUACAUUUGCAUCUUCUUCUUCUGCAUCAACUUCAGCUUCAGCUCUCAAUAAUAAUAGUAAUAAUAAGCCGGAAGCACCCCCGCCACCGCCACCGCCGCCACCACCGUCGCCACCACCGUCGCGAUCUUCUCUUGAUGUUCUGAAGGCUUGGAAUAGUGGAGGGUGGCUAAAAUCUAAUGAAGGAAGCGGUGCCAUUGCAAGCAAUGUUGGGGUAAGUGGGGACCUUGAGUCUCCUACUUCUACACUAUCUUUCUCUGAGAAUGCACCACCAAUUAUGAAUGGAAUUAGAGGAGAAAAUAACAACAACAACAACAAUGAUAGUGCAAUGCCUAUGAUUGAGUUUGUGAGGAUUUCAGGCAAUUCUUCUUCUCUUGUGAAAGAAGAAGGUGAGCAAGAGUGGAAAGGUACUUAUGAUAGUUCCAUCACUACUUUUAGUUCUAGUCUGCAUGAGUUCACUAUGAACAUGGAAGGCACGUGGGCCUCUGAGUCCCUUAGGACUAGUGGCUCACAUGAUGAUGACAUUGUUGAAGAAGGCUUCACCAAUCUUUUGCUUAAAACAAACUCUGAGGACCCAAAUUUAUCAUCGGAGGGUGGGGGACAGUCUAACAAUGACGAUGGUGGCGAUGGAAGCAAUAAUGAUUUUUAUGAAGAUAACAAUAAUUAUUGGAACAGCAUUCUCAACUUAGUGAAUUCUUCCCCUUCUCAUCCCCCUAUGUUCUAAUGUUUGUUGGGAAUGGAUCAUCCCAGGUUGAAUUUUCACCUAAUUUUGUGAGGUGAAAAUUUUGUGUUUAUCUCUAGCUUCAUAAGUGUUUACAAAAAUUUUAUAGGGCUAAGCUUAUUUUAUGCCUAAGAAGAAAGAGAUAAAUGCAAUUUCACGUGAACAAGGUGAAGUGAAAAUUCAAAAUACAACAGGAUUUAUUUGCGUGUUGAAAAGGGUAUGUGUGAGUCACAUUUAGGCAGCAUAUUUCCUCAAAAUCAAACCCAAGUCAGCAGUGGUUGAUUUUCUUCCCCAUCACCAUAAAAGCGAACAUGCUCACAGAAACAUGUGGAUUCCAUAGAGUGGUUUUUGAUGAUGCUUUAACAGAGACUCUUUUUUUUUUCUUCCCUUGGAAAUGUGUUAUUGUAAUUCUCUGAUAGCUUGUUUUGAAAAACAGCUUACUUGGUUGGUCGUUUACACCAUCAAAUGUUCAUAUCAAUUUGUUUGGAUUUGGCUUUGAUUUUGAUCUGUUUCUGUAGUCUUUGGAUUUCUCUGAGUGGAGGAUAUGCUUGGAUCUCUACUAGUCAAACUGAUACUAGACAAGAGGGUGUGCGAAUUAAAUGACUUUUACGCCAAGUAAUUAAUUUUCCGGUGUUCAAACUGUAUACAAAAAAAAAAAUCAAUGAAGGAAACAUUUAGUAUGGA